Paramecium octaurelia is the source of this 1560-nucleotide messenger RNA. NCBI's taxonomy places the organism in Eukaryota, Ciliophora, Oligohymenophorea, Peniculida, Parameciidae. The record is from the annotation of a GenBank genome assembly.
GAAAUUUCUAAUAGACAUGGCAGAAUACAUAAGUCUAAAAGAAGACGGAGGAAUCUAAAAGCUGAUUCUUGAGGAAGGCCAAGGAGAUUUACCCUAAAAAGGAAAUGUAUGCGAGGUAUCCAAAAUUUAUAAAUCUUAGAUGUUCUAUACUGGAAAAUUGGAGGAUGGCACAGUAUUUGAUUCAAACGAAGGAAAGGAUCCUUUUAGUUUCACAUUAGGCGAGGAGGAGGUCAUCAAAGGAUGGGAUGUUGGUGUUGCCUCGAUGAAAAAGGGUGAAAAGGCGCAAUUAAAAAUUAAAUCAGAAUAUGGAUAUGGAUAAUAAGGAAGUCCUCCUAAAAUACCAGGUGGAGCUACUCUUAUUUUUGAUGUCCAAUUAGUGGAUUUCAAAGAGAAAUAGAAGUAAAAAUGGUAUAAAUGAUUAAAAUAAUAUUAGGGAAUUGAGUGAUGAAGAAAAGACUAAUGAAGCUAAGCGAUUCAAAGAAUUGGGAACCACUGCAUUUAAGGCAAAGAACUAUCCUGAAGCCAUUAAAUAAUAUCUUGAGGCUGUCAGCUAUUUUGAAGCAGAAACAGAAUUUGCUAAGGAAUAAAAAUUGGCUUCACAUUUAAACCUUAGUCUUUGCUAUUAUUAUACAAAAGAUUACAAAGAAUCUCUAGAUCAUGCAACAAAGGUUAUUUAAGAUAAACCAAACAAUGCUUAAUUAGUUAAGGCAUAUUAUAGAAGAGCCAUUGCACAUAGUUCUUUAGCUGAUUACACAGAAGCAAAGAAUGACUUAAAGGCUGCUUAUGCUAUUGAUCCAAAUAAUUAAGCAGUUAUUGAGGAAAUGCAUGAAGUACAAAACAAGAUAAAUUUGUCCAAAAAAAAAGAGAAGGACAUUUAUGGAAAGUUAUUUUAAUAAUCAUACUACGAAGAAGAGGCAACUCCUAUUUCUUUAUAAGAAAGUGAUCCAAGCAACGUAACAACAUACUUUGAUAUCAAAAUCGGAGAUGACGAACCAAAAAGAAUGGAAUUCACUUUAUUCAAGAAAUCUUGUCCCAAGACAGUGGAGAAUUUCAGGGCUCUUUGUACAGGUGAGAAGGGUAUUGGCAAAGCAGGAAAGCCUUUGCAUUAUAAGGGUUGCGAAUUUCAUAGAUUGAUUAAGGAUUUCAUGAUUUAAGGAGGAGAUUUCACUUAAGGAAGUAAAGAAUAUUAUUAUAUUUAAGAUGGCACUGGUGGUGAAAGCAUUUAUGGAGAGAAGUUUGCAGAUGAGAACUUUACUCAUAAACACACUGGAAGAGGAUAUUUGAGUAUGGCUAAUGCUGGUGUAAAUACAAAUGGAAGCCAAUUUUUCAUUCUUUUUAAGGACACUCCUUGGCUUGAUGGUAAAUAAAUAAAGCUAAAUUAUAGGAAAACAUGUUGUAUUUGGUAAAAUAACUAAGGGUAUUGAGUUGCUUGAUGUAAUUGAGAAGAUUGAAACAGAUUAGGACAAGCCAAAAGUUAGUAUUGUUAUAGCUGAUUGUGGAGAAAUCAAAUAAUGAUAAUUUAAUGUAAUUAUUAUUAUAAAUUGUUAUAAACAAAAUGCC